AUGAAAGCUGAAAAAUUAAAAUCAGUUCAAAAGGAUUUAUCUUAUGAUUCGAUAUUAACACGAAAAAAUAUUUCAUUGAACGACAAUAAAACAAAUGUUUCGCAGAAAAUAAACACUGACGAAGUUUCAAUGAGCUUACCACCGAAUAUCAAACCCCUUGAUAAAAUAUUAAAUAUGGAUAAAAUAAAGGAUCAGGACUCGGUAAUGAUUGAAAAAUUAUGGAUAGAAUAUCAUUCUAAAAAAAAUUGUUUAUCGGCCGUUAUUCCUGCCGAUAUUUAUCGAACCUUAUUUAAACGUGGACAGCAAUAUCCUAUGUUUGUUGUUCCUUUACCUCAAGAACAGGGUUUUGAAUUUUAUAUUCUUCAAUUUCAAUUUCACCAAUGUUUUUUUACUUCUUUAUUAGAAUACAAGACUCAUGGAGUCAAAUCAAAACAUCAUAUGGUGUUAACUCAUUUUCCUGACCUUAUUGAUUCUAAAGGGAUUGUUUUAAUGUAUGGUGAAAUCGUUGAGCCCGAUUUAAUUUCUUUAAAAACUGCUCAAUAUCUUACAUAUAUCAUGCAAAAAUUUUAUGUUAGUGGGACAAAAGAUGAAUUAGAUUUG
Messenger RNA from Funneliformis geosporum, 600 nucleotides. The record is from the annotation of a GenBank genome assembly. NCBI's taxonomy places the organism in Eukaryota, Fungi, Glomeromycota, Glomeromycetes, Glomerales, Glomeraceae.